Molecule: messenger RNA, 2094 nt
Organism: Trypanosoma theileri
Lineage: Eukaryota; Euglenozoa; Kinetoplastea; Trypanosomatida; Trypanosomatidae
Product: trans-sialidase
Exons: 1
Biological process (GO): oligosaccharide catabolic process; ganglioside catabolic process
Cellular component (GO): cytoplasm; intracellular membrane-bounded organelle; membrane
Molecular function (GO): exo-alpha-sialidase activity
Source: RefSeq, a predicted model, not a curated record
UUUGAGAGGAUGAAGUCGACGGUGCCCUUUGAACAGGACGACGGGACUGUCAUUCAGAGGGUGGUGCAUUCGUUCCGUAUUCCCUGUCUUGUGGAGGUGGAAGGGGUGAUGGUUGCCAUAGCUGACGCUCGCUAUACGACGUCCAACGACAAUUCCUUCAUCGAGACAGUGGCAAAGUUCAGUGUGGACAAUGGUGAGACGUGGGAAACGCAAAUCGCAGUGAAGAACAGUCGUGUGAGUCUUAUUUCUCGUGUAGUGGACCCCACGGUGAUCGUGAAGGGGAACAAGAUCUACAUCCUCGUGGGAAGCUACAAGUGGUCGAAGACCUACUGGACCCAACACAAAGGCAAGGACUGGGAACCGCUGUUGGCUAUUGGUGAGGUGAAAAAGACAAACAUCAGCGGCAAUGUAACUGCAACCAUUACAUGGGGAAACGCCGCACCAUUGGUAUAUAGGGUUACUGGUGACGUUGCGGGGUCAUCGAUGCGCCAGUUCCUCGGAGGUGUGGGGACUGCCAUUACGACGACAGAAGGUAUUCUUGUUUACCCCAUACAAGUUAUGAACAUGAGGAAUGAUGUUGUUUCUCUCGUUAUCACAUCCGCUGAUGAUGGCAAAACAUGGAGGUUUGCAAACGGGAUGACGGAUCCCGGGUGUACUGAGCCCGUUGUCCUUGAGUGGGAAGGGAAGCUCAUCAUGAACACUCGCGUUGACGUCGGCUAUCGCAAGGUGUACGAGUCCACAGACAUGGGGGAGACAUGGAGGGAGGUUGUCGGGACACUCUCCCGGGUGUGGGGCAACUCACCAACACGGGAAGGACCCGGCAGCCAGAGCAGCUUCAUCCCCGUAACGAUUGGAGGUAAGCGUGUGAUGUUGUUUACACAUCCAUUGAAUUUCAAGGGGAGGUGGGAGCGCGACCGACUCCACCUGUGGCUGACGGACAACAAUCGCAUAUUUGAUGUUGGUCAGAUUUCCGUUGGGAGUGAGAAUGCCGCUUACAGUUCACUGCUCUACAAGGAUGACAAGUUGUAUUGUUUGCACGAAACUAAUCUUCAAGAGAUUUAUAGUAUCGUCUUUGUGCGCCUGAUUGAUGAACUAAAUCUGAUCAAGUCAGUGGUGGCGUCUUGGGUGGCGCAGGAUAACUACUUCUCGCACAUUUGUACUCCCACGGAUCCUCAGUCUCCACCCCGUGAGAAUGGAUGUGGCGCUCCUUUCCCAACCGCCGGACUUGUUGGGUUCUUGUCAGAGAGUGUUGAAGAGGGCGUCUGGCACGAUGUCUACCACUGCAUGGGGGCCAACGUGAUCAAUGCAGAGAAGGUUCCUGGUGGUUUUAAGUUCAAGGGAGGUGGAGGCGGUGCGCAGUGGCCAGUGGGUAGGCAGGGCCAGAACCAGCUUUACCAUUUCGCAAACUACAUGUUCACCCUGGUGGCGACGGUGUCAGUUAAUGAACUUCCGGCAGACGACAGCGCGACGCCGCUGUUGGGUGUGAGUCUGGACGACUCUGGGGAGCACAAGCUUCUCGGGCUUUCGUACGGGAGCAACAAGCGGUGGAUACCAAUAUAUGGUAAGCGUCAUGUAUCGUCUACGCAGCUGUUGGUGCCGAAUAAAACGUACCAGGUGGUUCUCACGUACCAGGACGGGGUGGGCUCUGUCUAUGUUGACGGUGAGCCUUUGGAGGAAUCGGGGAAGAAGCUUCCGGGUAUAUCAAAAGAAGGGAUUAAGGUUUCGCACUUCUAUAUUGGCGGGUAUGGGAGCCGGAGAAUGAGGUCCGACAGUCACGUGACGGUGACUAAUGUUCUUCUUUACAACCGUCAGUUGAACCAGAACGAGGUGAAGACAGUCUUCUUGAACAGAAACAACAUUGCGGUGGCGACGGAGGUGGUUCCAUAUUUGCAGCGGGGAAGCAUAAUCCCAAUUCUAUCGGUCGCCCCCACUACUCCUGCCCCGAUGACCGACAACACCAGUACACAUUUGCACGGUGAGAACCUACCAUCACCCGGCGCUCUGCCGGUCCAGGGCAGCACAUCUAUCACGACGAGCAACGGGGGAAAGGUGGUGGCGGGGCUUAACACCAGUGAAAUCCCUGACCCCGAGUAG